Molecule: messenger RNA, 354 nt
Organism: Medicago truncatula (barrel medic)
Lineage: Eukaryota; Viridiplantae; Streptophyta; Magnoliopsida; Fabales; Fabaceae
Exons: 3
Coding region: 47-295 (82 amino acids)
Molecular function (GO): metal ion binding
Source: RefSeq, a predicted model, not a curated record
UGUGAUCAAACCAUUUUAUAUAUGUUUCAUGAAAAGGUGAAAAUAAAUGGCUGAAACUUUCAAAUUUGUUUAUAUUGUGAUCCUUCUGGUUUCCCUAUGUCUUGUUGUCGUUGACGGCAUAAGGACUUAUAGGGAAUGUGAAAAUGCUAGUGAUUGUUAUUCAAUAUAUUGGCGUGCUCCUUAUGGAACUAUGAGGUGUGUUAAAGGUCAUUGUAAACAAAUCAAAGAUGUUAAGAUGCUUCCCCUUCCACUUCUUCCCUUCACAAAGAUGCUAUCAAAUAGGGUACAAAGUUGAAGAUAAACUACACAAUUGUUCUCUACUCUCUCUUUCACUGAUUUUUUAUUUUAUUUUAC